This is a messenger RNA of Aspergillus homomorphus CBS 101889, 955 nucleotides long. RefSeq names its product RTA1 domain-containing protein. The transcript has 5 exons. Gene Ontology annotation, cellular component: fungal-type vacuole; plasma membrane. The record is from RefSeq and is a predicted model, not a curated record. Bases 65 to 955 code for a protein of 296 amino acids. Lineage: Eukaryota; Fungi; Ascomycota; Eurotiomycetes; Eurotiales; Aspergillaceae.
CUAAUCUUCUCUCCAUGCAUUUUCAACCAGCGUUCCUCAUUCUUCACCUCAUUAGUCACAUAUCAUGACUAACUCAACCGAUCUUUCGGACUAUUGCACUUUAGAAAUCUGUCCCAUCACAGAGGCGUAUGUUUACCAUAUCCCAUCAUUGGCCGGUAAUACUUUCUACUUGACUUUGUUUGCCAUGCUACUAGCUGCUCAACUGGUUUUGACUGUGCGCUACCGGACUUGGGGCUACUUAGCUGGUCUUUUUGGGGGCCUCGUCCUGGAGAUUAUUAAGUAUAUCAGACAUAUACAAUUACAUUCCAACCCCUUCCGCUUCAACCCGUACUUGGAAUACCUAAUCUGUUUGACUAUUGGACCAGCCUUUCUCAGUGCCUUUAUCUAUAUCUACUUAGGCCGCAUCGUGAUUGUCUAUGGCGAGGGAAUCUCUUAUCUCCGUUCCAAGACAGAUACAAUUGUCUUUAUAGCCUGUGAUCUAGUCUCGCUUAUUCUGCAAGCAGCAGGCGGUGCUAUUACCUCAGAUGGCAUCAACAUUAUGAUCGCCGGGCUGGCGAGCCAGGUAGCGUCCCUUAUUCUCUUCAUGGCCCUCUGUCUUAACUACGCAUGGCGAGUAUAUAAGAGCCCCCAUGCCCUGAACCCGGAGACGCGUAUGCGUGAUCUUCGCCAUACCCUUCGCUGGAAAGCCUUCCUAGCCGGUCUGGCCCUUGCCACCGUGACCAUUUUCGUGCGAUCAGUCUUCCGAGUUGCGGAGCUCAAAGGGGGGUUCCAUAGUUCAUUAGCCAACAACCAAGUGCUCUUCUUGACUCUCGAGGGGGCGAUGGUUGCUAUCGCGGUUAUCGCGCUGACUACUAAAUGGUCUUUUCGUCGGUCCCGGGACAGUGAGAUGCAAUUGAUCAAGGUCAACGCCGGCCAUGAGGCGAAGGCUCAGCGGGUUGACUCGGGUAUGAGCUGA